Scaptodrosophila lebanonensis is the source of this 422-nucleotide messenger RNA. It is a transcript of the gene Tim13, whose product is annotated as mitochondrial import inner membrane translocase subunit Tim13. NCBI's taxonomy places the organism in Eukaryota, Metazoa, Arthropoda, Insecta, Diptera, Drosophilidae. The record is from RefSeq and is a predicted model, not a curated record. Bases 62 to 340 code for a protein of 92 amino acids. The transcript has a single exon.
AUUGGCAAAACAAUAUUUUGAGUCAAACCGUUUCGAAAAUUAAAAAUUUGGUGAAAGAAAGAUGACGACAGCUAACUUGGAAAAGGGCGAAUUAAUGAGCCAAGUCAAGCAACAGAUUGCUGUGGCUAACGCGCAGGAGAUGCUCGCUAAAAUGACUGAGAAAUGCUUCAAGAAGUGUAUCAAUAAACCAGGAAAAGCAUUAGAUACCUCGGAGCAGCGUUGUAUUUCGCAGUGCAUGGAUCGCUUUAUGGAUGCAUGGAACUUGGUCUCUCGUACUUAUGGCAAUCGUUUGCAGCGCGAACAAACCAAGGUGUUAGAUCAGGUCGAUAUGACAAAUUAGGAAUACCACUGGUCCCUUCCACAUUAAAUCAAUUGUAAUAAAGGCAGGUGGGAAGCGGGCUCCAUACCAUACAUACCAACAA